AUGAUGAACACAAAUGAUGAGUAUGAAGAACAACAACGAACACCUUCAUCUAAGAAGUUAUUCUUUAAGCUGGCUGACCAAGCUUUUUCUGUCACAGUAAGCUUUAAGGGAGAGUUCGUUAAGGGCCCCAGCUCCCCAAGAAGCCUUAUAUCAGGGCCCCAGCUCCCUAAAAUGCUUUAUACCAGGGCCCCAGCUCCCCAAGAUGCCUUAUAUCAGGGCCCCAGCUCCCCAAGAUGCCUUAUAUCAGGGCCCCAGCUCCCUAAGAUGCCUUAUAUCAGGGCCCAGCUCCCUAAAAUGCCUUGUAUCAGGGCCCCAGCUCUCCCAAAUGCCUUGUAUCAGGGCCCCAGCUCUCCCAAAUGCCUUAUAUCAGGGCCCCAGCUCCCUAAGAUGCCUUAUAUCAGGGCCCCAGCUCUCCCAAAUGCCUUAUAUCAGGGCCCCAGCUCCCUAAGAUGCCUUAUAUCAGGGCCCCAGCUCCCUAAGAUGCCUUAUAUCAGGGCCCCAGCUCCCCAAGAUGCCUUAUAUCAGAGGCCCAGCUCCUCAAGAUGCCUUAUAUCAGGGCCCAGCUCCCUAAGAUGCCUUAUAUCAGGGCCCAGCUCCCUAAGACGCCUUAUAUCAGGGCCCAGCUCCCUAAGACGCCUUAUAUCAGGGCCCAGCUCCCUAAGACGCCUUAUAUCAGGGCCCCAGCUCCCUAAGACGCCUUAUAUCAGGGCCCAGCUCCCUAAGACGCCUUAUAUCAGGGCCCAGCUCCCUAAGAUGCCUUAUAUCAGGGCCCAGCUCCCUAAAAUGCCUUAUAUCAGGGCCCCAGCUCUCCCAAAUGCCUUAUAUCAGGGCCCCAGCUCUCCCAAAUGCCUUAUAUCAGGGCCCCAGCUCCCCAAGAUGCCUUAUAUCAGGGCCCCAGCUCCCCCAAAUGCCUUAUAUCAGGGCCCCAGCUCCCUAAGAUGCCUUAUAUCAGGGCCCCAGCUCCCUAAGAUGCCUUAUAUCAGGGCCCCAGCUCCCUAA
Procambarus clarkii (red swamp crayfish) is the source of this 999-nucleotide messenger RNA. The record is from RefSeq and is a predicted model, not a curated record. NCBI's taxonomy places the organism in Eukaryota, Metazoa, Arthropoda, Malacostraca, Decapoda, Cambaridae.